Molecule: messenger RNA, 1883 nt
Organism: Xiphias gladius (swordfish)
Lineage: Eukaryota; Metazoa; Chordata; Actinopteri; Istiophoriformes; Xiphiidae
Exons: 8
Coding region: 718-1875 (385 amino acids)
Biological process (GO): interleukin-15-mediated signaling pathway; positive regulation of ERK1 and ERK2 cascade; T cell activation
Cellular component (GO): external side of plasma membrane; membrane raft
Molecular function (GO): MHC class II protein binding; protein tyrosine kinase binding
Source: RefSeq, a predicted model, not a curated record
CUACCUCCAUUCAGUGGAAAAAACGUUCAGUAGCUCGCUCUCUCUCAUGUCAUUGCUCUUCAUCACUGACUUGGAGGCAUGUCCUGUAAAAGUGUUUGCAAAUUCACAUUUAAUAGCCAUCUGAUGAGAGAUAACAGUGAUAGCGGGGGUUACUACAAAGUUAUGUGUGCUUGAACAUGUCACAAACAGGAAAAAUAUUUUUAAAAACCCACAAAAAUAGACAGAACACAUGAAGCAUUAAUUUGUAUAGCGGCCACAGUUUAGUAUUGAAUUGCUGGGUUAAUUUGAGAAACAAAUGAACAUGGGUUCCUCUCAGGGGCUGGUCUUAACUUAAAUGUCAUUUCCUGAAAAUGUGUUUUUGACAACUUUUGCGAUCAGAAGGUUUUGCAAUAAGCAAGAAAAUUUGCAAAGAGAGAUCCUCUGAGAGAAAGAUGAUGUCUUCCUCACUGCUGGGACUCUGUCUCCUGUCUCUUAUAUGGGCAACAGCUGGAGUUCAGUCAUCUGAUCAUUUGGUGCUCUUUGCCUUACCUAGAGACAGUGUUACUUUGCCAUGUGGCAUUCCCCCUGUUAGAUCCUGCUCCUCUAUUAGCUGGAACAUGACUGGAGAGUUUGGUUCAGUUACUGAGGUGGUGAAGGCUGGAAGAGUGACAGCUCCAAACCUUCACAGGCUCGGCCUGCUAAAGGACUGCUCUCUGGAGAUUCAUCGCCCUGUACUCAAUGAUGCACGAUUUUACUCUUGUUACAGUGGAGCACUCAGUUCGGGUGUUUCCCUCCAGAGUCUUGAACGUAAUUACUGAGAGCUCAACUCCUGUGGAGGGCACAAUAGAGCUUCAUUGUUUCCUCAAUAGAUAUAAAGGACACGUUGGCUGUAACAACACACAGAUACAUAUCAAGUGGAGUACAGAGGAUAAUACACCAAUAAACGGAAAUAGAUUUCGCUUUGAAAACCCCUCUGAAUGCUUCUCUAAACUGAUCAUCAAUAAAAAACCGACUGACCAUCGCAGAAAAUGGAAAUGCCAACUCACUCAGAAUAAUGUGAUUAAAGCCACCGUCAGUUAUACAACAAUAGUAACAGAUGGCGUAGAGGAAGUGUUUGCUUCAGCGGGUGAGUCAGUGUCACUCUCUUGUGGCAACAAUGCCUCUCGUGGUGUCAGCGGCGGCAUAAAGUGGACUGUGGGUGGAAGAACACUAACAGAUGAUACCUCACCAAAAAAUGGCCAGUCAGAGGCCUUUCAUGUUACUGAAGACUCAUCACUGUUCAUUAGUAAAGUGAGGGCUCUGAAUGCUGGAGAAUACCGGUGUUCAGAGUCCACUGAUCAGAAAAAAGCGUUGAACAAAAUCAGACUGCACACCCUCGACGUUACUUCACAGUGUGGGCCAGGAGGAGUGAAUCUCACCUUGACUUGUGUGCUUGCCUGCACUAAACAAUGUGAAAAAGACUUCACUUUAACUUGGUCUGGAAGUAACCAAAAUAGCUGGCAGAGCGGUUUAAUGAAUGAUAGUAACACUCUUACAAACAAGCUUUUUCUCCCAGUUUGUUCAAUGAGAUCGGAGGAUAUAACCUGCUCUGUGCAAAGAGAGGGUGCUGUGAUGGCAUCGAAGACGUGGCGCUCUGUUAACUCUUUGCAAACACCUGCAUGGCUAGCACUUCCUCUAGGCCUCCUGAUAUGCGUAGCUGCUGGAGGACUCUACGUGUACAUGAAGAGGAAAAGCAAAAAGGCUGCAGCAAAUGAACAGUCAAGUAUUGGAAUGACUCAUGUUUAUGAGGUCAUUCAGGAUGUAAAUAAUGAGGAACUACAACAGCAAAGAGAAUCUGACAGAGAAUCAGCCACCACCACCGUCAGCUUCUAUGACUUAUUACAAGCUGUUAACUAGAGCUAAAU